AUGAGCGACUCUCAAACCUCAGAGAAGUCCAAUUUUGGGCGAAGAACAUGGGAUCGUGCCGAAUAUGCCCAGCUUGGACGGCUUUCGAAGGAUUCCCCAAACCCUCAUCUUGAUUCUCUCACACAAGAAGAACUGCAAUCUUUAAAAGUCAGGUACACGAACCACAAUACUUUGGUGGCAGGGGCAACUCAGAAUGCCAAUCAGAAAGUUCUUACGAGCACGUUGAGCUCUUAUAAAAGAGGCAAACAAUUCGGAUUUUAUUGCGAACUGUGCGAUUUGACUUUCAAAGACACUCUGCAGUUUGUAGAUCAUCUAAAUCAUAAAAUUCACCAGAUUAAAUUUGAAACGGUUUUUGGUGAGCCUCUGAUAAUAGAUCUGCGAGAUAACGAUGAUAUCCCCCUUCAAGAAUUUGACGAAGCCUACUCCUCAACGAUUAGAGAAUUUUUGAAGACUUAUGGGCGGCCCUCUACCAAACGGAAAAACGCAAGCCAAACCGACCACAGUGUCCCAGUUGCCAAGACGCAGCAAAAACGCAAGAUCAAUGAUGGAAAUAACCUUGACACUGUAAUGGGAUUCGGAGGAUUUGGUACUACAAAAAGAAAAUGA
Molecule: messenger RNA, 606 nt
Organism: Lachancea meyersii CBS 8951
Lineage: Eukaryota; Fungi; Ascomycota; Saccharomycetes; Saccharomycetales; Saccharomycetaceae
Source: the annotation of a GenBank genome assembly